This is a messenger RNA of Copidosoma floridanum, 765 nucleotides long. RefSeq lists its product as uncharacterized. The record is from RefSeq and is a predicted model, not a curated record. NCBI's taxonomy places the organism in Eukaryota, Metazoa, Arthropoda, Insecta, Hymenoptera, Encyrtidae.
AUGGAAGCUCUUACUUCAGCUCAGUAUGCAACUUAUAAUAAGAUGAGGAAUUCUUACGCAAAUUUUAAGAAGUUAGGCCAAGCCAAGAUGACUUGCGAGCAGGCGACCGCUCGGCUUAAACAAUUGGACAAUACCUUUUCUGAAUUUCAGUCUACUCAUAGUCUAAUCUGGAGCCAGGACCCCCCUAUCGCAAAGGAUCACCCUUAUUUGAAGGACGACGUGUAUCCUAGAAGAGAGGAGCAAUAUUACUUAAAUUUAGGGGAUUUCACCGAUUUUAUUGAUAGUAUCAGAGUUAAUAUUGGUUCUCAUGACUCUCCUAGGGGUAGCGAUCCAGUUUCUUCGUACUCGAGCCUUCCUCGGGUUGAUCUUCCACGAUUUUCGAGAAGUAGAGAGGAUUGGCCUCAUAUUCGUGCUGUUUUUAAAGCUUUGGUCCAUAACAAAGCUGAAAUUUUUCUGGCAAUAAAACAUCAUUUCUUGCAGACCCAAGUCAAGGGUGAAGCUGCAGAUUGGAUGAAAAAUAUUCCACUUACGUCAGAAAAUUAUAAUCAGGCUUGGACAACUGUAGUAGACUACUACGAUAAUAAGAGGAGGUUAGUUUCCAGCUAUGUUAACUCGACACUCAACGCUCCGUCUAUGAAGAAUAGCUCCUCUGUUGAGCUCAAACAGCUAAUUAGCCAAACUCUUAGGCCUCUUGCAACUUUAGAUAACCUUGAUCGCGCUGAACACAGCUUAGGAGAUUUGUUCAUUGGAAUUGUGUCCAGUUAA